Molecule: messenger RNA, 4255 nt
Organism: Pleuronectes platessa (European plaice)
Lineage: Eukaryota; Metazoa; Chordata; Actinopteri; Pleuronectiformes; Pleuronectidae
Gene: shisa9b
Product: shisa family member 9b
Biological process (GO): regulation of AMPA receptor activity; regulation of short-term neuronal synaptic plasticity
Cellular component (GO): postsynaptic density; dendritic spine membrane; postsynaptic membrane
Source: RefSeq, a predicted model, not a curated record
AUGCUGCCGGGCUUAUGAGAGCGUGCCAGCGCGUCAACAGGGGAGUUAAAAGUGAGCACGAUGCGGGGCACUGAGCUGCUGCUCGGCUACUUUCUGGUGAAAGUUAUGGUUUGCGACGCGGAGGGCGAGCCGGGACAGAGCGACGACUUCAUGAUCAUGACCGCGUUUAACGAGUCCAAGGAAGGGGAGAGCGUAGUGACGGAGAGCCCGCCUGUAGAGGACAGGUGCCGCGGCUACUACGACGUGAUGGGCCAGUGGGACCCGCCGUUCGUGUGCAUGACCGGCAGCUACCUGUACUGCUGCGGGACCUGUGGCUUCAGGUUCUGCUGCGCGUUUAGGAGCUCCAGGCUGGACCAGACCACCUGUAAGAACUACGACACCCCGCCGUGGAUGAUGACGGGCAAACCUCCGCCCAAAGUGGACGUGGCGCUGGAGUCCGCGAAGGAUAAAACCAACCUCAUCGUGUAUGUCAUCUGCGGGGUCGUGGCCAUUAUGGCACUGAUAGGGAUUUUCACCAAGCUCGGUCUGGAGAAGACGCACCGGCCGCACAGAGAGAACAUGUCGAGGGCUCUUGCGCACGUGAUCCGCCACCCAGCCUCAGAACAUACGGACGACAUCGGACUCAGCCAUCACUAUGAGAACAUACAAACCAGAGUCACAGUUAACAGUCUCCAUAGCAGCCAGCUGAACAACAUUGUCAAAACGUCAACUCUGAUAGCGCAGCCCUACCCGGCAGUGGGACAGGUCGCCAGCCCCUAUGAACAACAGAAGCCUGUCAAGGAUCUCAACAAGUACGCCACGCUCAAGGCUGUGGCAGAGAAAGCCAACGACGGCUACUACAGCAACCGUCGGCAACUGAUUGAGAUGGCUACCAAGGGCAGCCUUCCUAUGGAAGCUAUGGAUAUGGAGCCAGAGCCGAGUAAUCCUUACAGCCCACCCAGACAGCUGUCGUCCAAGCACAGUGAACACAAAUACAAAAGCCCCAAGGGCCACAGCUCCCAGUCACUGUGCUACAGCUCCAGCACUGUUGCCAGCCCAGUGGUGCUAACAUCCUGGGACAGCAAGGACACGCUGGGACUGAGACACAGCUACGGCCCAACGAAACUCUGCAUCGUGGAGAAGGAGCUGCACACCACCCGCUACAUGCCCCCCCAACCGUACUUUGUCACCAACAGCAAGACAGAGGUGACGGUAUGAAGGACUGUUUGAACAUCAGGCUUCAGAGGAGUCUGUGAAGUACGGUAACUGCUGACUGAGGACAGGUUCGCAAGACAGCAGCAUAGACUUCUGUCUGUAUGUGCAGUUGUGCAUGUAAUGAGGUGCAUUUCAGAUGCCACCUACAGGUAAAGUGAUCUCUAACAGGACUUGGUAGCAAUCACCGUGCCCCAGGAAGACACAGUGAUUCAUAUAUUGUCAUCAAUAUUCAUAUAAUCCAAGCGCUAAUACAAACCACAACAGCUAAAUGUAUCAUUUAUAUCAGUGAUGAGGCAUGCAACACCUACUGAGCAGCUGUCAAUAAUCACUAAGAUAUAAAAAGAAACUGUUAUUAUAUUAUCUCAUGUCUAAAUGAGAAAAACCUUUCAUGUUCACUGUAUUAAAUCAAGUUGUCUUCGGUUGAUUGGGUAUUGAAUCAUGAAAAGGGUUAUUAACUUUGUUAAUACUAUUUCGAAAUAGGCUGUAACAGAUUACAAUUAACGAGUAGAAAUUAAUCCUAAAAAAACAUCUGAAUAAAUCAUAUCAGACCAAAUAACAUAUAUUUUAUUGACUUAUCCGAAAUGAAAAGAUCCAGUUGUCUUCAGUGUGCGACAUGAGAAUGUGAAUGAGUUCAGAAAACUGUUAAAUGAGGAUAUAGAUGGAAUUAUGGUAGAAUGUUUGUUAACUGUAUUAUUCUCACACACUAACCGUUACUGUGCUGCCAAUAAGAGCCCUCUCAAAGGAUAACUAAAAUUGUUAUUGUUAUUCAGAAAGUAUCAGAAGACCAACAUAGCCAGUUAUCCAUGCCCAAGUUUUGGCUCAGACUAUUACUGACUUGCAUAAAAGGUGAAAAAAGAGACUUACAAUUGUUCAAAAGUAUUAUUCAAAAGUAUUAAGACAAUAUAGACAUUUCAGUCUGUGAUGACGUUAACUCAUCGUCUCGAGAUCCAUUUAAAUUGUGAAAACGUAGCGUCAGUGUAGGUGUUUCAUCUUGAAGCGAAACAAAGUCACUGUCACCAGACAUCCUAUGCAUUCCCAUGACAACUAUAGGAGAAGUAGCUGCAGAGUGUUGAAACAGUGUUGUGUUGGUGUAAUAGUGCCUCUCAUCAGUACCAGCAUGUGAUUGAUUAACCUAGAAUUUACUGUGGAGGAAGCCCCCAGUCUUAGAAUGGUGAUUGGUCUUAGUCAUGAGUCCUACAUCAAGCCCCCCCGACAGAAGCUGUUUUCUCUGUGAAGACUCUGUUUGCAUUAAUGUACGCAUGCAGCAUUUUGAUCCCAAAUCUCACAUUUAAUUAAUGUAUCUGGUAUAAAAAGCAGAAAAUGAAAGAAGUAGGAGCUGAUAUGUCCAUUGUUGGAGGUUCAUUUUGAGCUGUGAAGCAAGUCAAGGUUGUUCUUGCUACACAAAUAAAUGGGUCAUCGAAAUACAUAUACACAAGUUGUUGAAUAACCAACCAUAGGUAAUUACUGUACAACAAUAUUCAUCUGCCAUUUUGUUAACUAUUUGAGCCACGGUGAAAUAAUCCCCGUCUGCUGGGAAUCUGAAAAUGUUUGGUCGACACUUUUUAUCCCAGCUGACAAACAGAUACUGAGAACUAACAAAAACGGUUGCACUGAUUUCCCAGCCAAGCAAUAGACAGGGGUGCUCACGCCUGCCUGCACGUCUUACUCAUGCGGCUGAUUAUUUCAGGCGGCGGAGGACAAGGCUGCAGUCAUCGCUGAGUGGGAAGUGGGAAUUGUUGGUAGAAAGAAUUAUUUGUGUUCUCAAGUCCAAGUCUUACAGAAACAUACAAAAUAAAUAUAACAAGGGCACAAAUGUUGCAGAUUGUCAUAUUUUGGUAGCUGUUUAUAUUGUCAGACUUUCAAAAUAACUGUGAGCACUUCUUUCCAAAAUAUGGCUAUUUAGUGCACCAUACUGUACUUACACAUAAUUGAUAAACUGUUGGAGUGUUCAUUUCACAUUUAUAUGAACAAAAUCUGUUAUUCACAAACAACUGAGAUAUGUUUUUAUUUAUGCAAACAAUGUUGUACAGUCACUUUAUAUGUGAAGUCAAAUGUGUUACUGAAAUCUCUUUUAUUACGCUACAGUACACAAUAUUUACAUCUGUAAUAAUAAUCGGUUUAAUUUGUCUUUGCUUUGCAACAUCGAGUAAUUACAACGCAACAAUCAUUACAUUUUUUGAUAAAGGUUAAAUAAAAGAAAUGCCCCCUAUAUGACCACACAUCUAAUACAGUUCACUGUGAAGGCUACCGAUUCUUUGUAUCACUGUUGGCUCACUAUCUGAUUAUUAAUGAGUGUUUAAUAUGUGUCUCUAUGUACAGUACCAAUUUACACCGGAGUAAGAUUCCCUGUUAAUAUGUUUACAGCCUCCAUCAGUUCCCGUCCUCCAUGUCUCCUGGAAAAAUAUGAUCGUUAAAAUAAUAAGAUAUAAUCCCCGCAUGUCGCCAGCGUCAAAAGCUUUCAGUCUCCACUUUGUCAUUUUUCGCCACACAGAAUUAUUUGAAAUAACAGCUAAACCAGAUAUUCAGUCUCAGUGCAGCCUGGAAAAGUGCAAGGUUCAUGAAACAGGUUCUGAAUGAGGAAAACUUCUAUGACUGCAUUUUUAGGUUCCUGUAAGAUCGAGCAUGCCAACAAUUUCAGCUUUCAUGUAUUAGGUAUAUCACAGCUUACGUUGAACAAAAGAAAUGAUUAAUGGCAAAGAGCUUCUGUAGCACAAUGGUUAUAGACUUUGUUUAACAUUCCAACUUACAGGUAAAUAAAUGGCAGUAAAUCUACUGCAGGUUUAAUUGGUUUAUUCAACUGAUUUACCUCUUUGUUUUUAACUGAAGUAAACCAAUCAUUUGGCGGAUGAUGGGUUCUCAGGUGAUGGUCUCUUUUGUUGUGUAUCCUCCUUUUUAAAUCGUGUUUCUAGCUGGUCCAACCCCUCCCCCCUCACCCCAACAGAUAGUUUCAUAACAACAUGGUCGAGAGCAGCCAAAGGAACCUCUUCCAUAUAAUAUACUACAGUGUGUGUGACUUCCUGGAUUUCUGUGACCCAGCUAUAAAAAAGUGAUGUGUCAUUAU